Molecule: messenger RNA, 678 nt
Organism: Ascochyta rabiei
Lineage: Eukaryota; Fungi; Ascomycota; Dothideomycetes; Pleosporales; Didymellaceae
Exons: 1
Coding region: 1-678 (225 amino acids)
Source: RefSeq, a predicted model, not a curated record
AUGUCCCAUAACCCAGAAAGAAGACUGUCGACAGGCGGACUCCCACCAAUCAGAGUCCGUGAGCAAUGUGUUGUUGAAAAAGUCCCAAGCCACCACGACCCCGGCGUACCCUGCUAUACCGCCUGGAUGCGCGAAGAAAUUGAGAAAGUUCCAGAAGGAUGGUCAGCUUCCGAUUUCACUAUCGCAAAUAAACGCCCUCAGCGCUCUUUCCAAAUCUAUGACACAACGCCCCAAGCUGCCAACCCAGACCACCUCCAGACCUUGGCUGAGGAGUUCCAAACAGAGUUGUGCAAAGAUCAUGGAGUAGGUGGCCGUAAUAAGACUGCUCGCAUAGAUGUCUGGGCCAAGCCAUUUGCUGCCGACGCGUCUGCAGGUGAGGAGAUGAAAAUCGACACAUGCAAGGCGCAUAUCCUGGCUGAGAUCGCCGCGCGAGAGACUUCAGGAGACAACAGCUUCCACGUCUCCGAACUUUGUAGCCAUGUCCGAUGGAAGAGGUUCCUUCUUAUUAUGGAUCAGCCGGAAGAAUCGUGGAAUGAAGAUGAAGGGGGUUUCCUCGCUGUGUAUUGGGAUCCUCACUCGAGUUAUCAGGGAACGCCAGAAGGGCCGGAAACGCACACGAGGCGCUAUACCCGCGAGGAGUUAGGCACGCUGUUAGAGGACAUAACCAACUUCUUCUAG